Lineus longissimus is the source of this 2685-nucleotide messenger RNA. RefSeq lists its product as uncharacterized. The record is from RefSeq and is a predicted model, not a curated record. Bases 228 to 2225 code for a protein of 665 amino acids. Lineage: Eukaryota; Metazoa; Nemertea; Pilidiophora; Heteronemertea; Lineidae. The transcript is spliced from 7 exons. Gene Ontology annotation, biological process: cGMP biosynthetic process; intracellular signal transduction; receptor guanylyl cyclase signaling pathway. Gene Ontology annotation, cellular component: plasma membrane. Gene Ontology annotation, molecular function: guanylate cyclase activity; peptide receptor activity; adenylate cyclase activity.
UUUCGUUUCACCGACUCCACUACUGCCAAUUAUGAGUGUUACGGUGAAGAUUUCAGCUGAAAGAACCCAGGCCGAUUUGUAUAGCCUCGCUUUGGUAAAGAUCUGCACCAGGUGUUUGUUCGACUGUUGUCAUGGUUACCGAUAGAUUUCAAAUACAGGAAGAGCCCUGCACUUACUGUGAGUGAAGGUGGAUUAUCAACAAGAAAGUCAAGAACAACAGCCUCAGAAUGCCUAACAACAAAGUCACACCAGUCGAAGACGAUAGCAGUCACGACAGCAGUCAAGAAAGCAGUGACGAAUGGACAGAUUCGGACGCCAACUCGGAAUGCACAAACCGGACUGCCAGCAUUGCCGACGACAGCUUAUUCACCCAUGACAAGAUAGUCAAGAUCAUCCGCGAAAAAUUUUGUAAUGUAGACCCCGUGUCGAGCAUUGGGAGGAAGCUGCAGAUAGCUAAGGUUGUUUCUGUUCCUCUGUUGCCAAUGGUUGUCCUUGUCAUACAGACUGCGAUUACGAUCUACGGAGUCGUGUUUGCCAAGGAGGAGUUGGGCUUGGCCGUACAUCAGCUGAACGAGGCGGACAUCUAUAACCGGUUGACUUCGAGCUUUGCGCGGGAGCGUAUGGAUAAUCUUUUAUAUCUAACGACGAAUAAAGUGAACAGGGCGCAGUUGACAGAAAACUUCAUCCAAACGGAUAAAGAUUUGGCCCGAGCGAACCAACCAUGGGAGCCGGUCACAUACGGUAACAAAACGUACACGGACAAGGAACAUUUUCAUGUUUAUCUUUGGACGUAUCGCGCCGAUACGUGGUUACGGAGGUAUGGGGAUCAUGUACUGACAAUUAUCAAUUUCUAUCACGCGGCUGGUGCGAGUUUUAGUAAAACGGUUAUACGGCUUUCUCUUGAGAAUCACCACGAAAAUAUUUGGCGGAAAUUAGUUUCUAGGAGUUAUAUUUUGCGCGCGAUUGAGGAUGUCAGCAUGAUGCAGACCUUGGGGCGGGAUAUUUUGUUACAUGCAAGGUUUCAUUUUGAGGAGUACAUUGAGUAUAUAGAGUACGAAGAGUUAUGGCGUGUGCACGUCACCUUGUCCAGGCGAUACUCCGACGAGUUCAACAAGCUUUACAAUAAAGGGUUCCUGAAGAACACUAGCGGAAUCGCGGACAGAGUGGACGAAAUAAGCGAGCAGAUUUUAUUGAAAAACACGUCAUUUUCCGGCCAAGGUAUCGCCGAGGAAUGGGAAGUAAUCACAAGGUAUAUUGGAGAUACUUUAGUUUCUAUUGCAGACAUCAUAAAGAAUGAAACAUUGUCAGCGGUCGCGAGUGAGCUGAAAAACUCCGAUACUGAAGUCGUCGCUUUAGGUUGCGUUUUGGCGUUCGUGGUUAUUCUCUUGCCGAUCGUGACUCUGAUUGCCUACAGCAUGGUUGCGACGAUCACUGAGUUCUCCAUGGAUCUCAUUCACCAUAGCGAAGAGUUGCUAGAGGAGAAGAGGCAGACGGAAGCCAUCUUACACCGGAUGUUACCCGAGACGAUUGCUAAGCAAUUAAAGAAACGGAAAACCGUGGAUGCUGAAGUGUUCGAAGGUGUGACCAUCUUUUUCAGCGACGUGGUCGGAUUCACUGCGAUCUCUUCGCAAAGUACACCCAUGCAAGUGGUAGACUUUUUAAACAAGCUCUAUCAGUUUUUCGACAAUGUUUUAGAGCGAUAUGAUGUUUAUAAAGUAGAAACAAUAGGCGACGCGUAUAUGGUGGCCAGUGGUGUCCCGCGAAGAAAUGGUGAUCGGCAUGCGAAUGAAAUAGCUUCCAUCUCUCUGGAUCUGAGGGACGGCAUAGAAAGAAUGCAAAUACCGCACAUGGUCACGCAUAAGUUACAGUUGAGGAUAGGACUACAUUCUGGACCUUGUGUAGCUGGGGUUGUUGGCAACAAGAUGCCACGGUACUGUCUGUUCGGCCAUACCGUCCAAAUUGCUUCCAAGAUGGAGUCGACAGGCGUAGCUCAGAAAAUUCAAAUCACCUUAGCGUGUAAAGAAAGGCUCGACAAGUUGGCUGGUCACGUGUAUAUCACAGAAAGGCGUGACGUCAUUCAAUUGGAGGGGAUUGGAGAGGUGGAGCGGUACUUCCUAAUCGGUCGCCGAGACACGAUGGAAGCCAUGGAUAACCGGCAACAACAACCAAAAGAAUCAAAAACUAACCAGAAGGACAAACAGUCAUCGGACGGUGUAGGGACUUGACACGAGCACGCUGGGCCCAGCACUCCGGGCCCUUCACGCAGGACCUGGUUCCGAGCCAUUUCACGCACAAAAUUGCUCAACGACGCAACCCGGCGGUGGCGCUUCAUACGCGUGCGGGCGACAGUCGCCAGCGCGGGUAGGCGCUUUUUCUCCAUGAUCCGGAGACUAUCUAGUUUUCACUUACCGACGUUAUUCUCCCCUGUUCGGGCGUCUCAAGCAUCACAAGUUGGAGAGAGUCUACCGCCUUCGCCAGAUGGCGAAAUCUCAACACUCAGUUAAUUUGUCUUAAUUCUACUAGUACCUACUCUUCUGGCAGACCGGGAGGUUUGCAGCCUAACUUCUGGUGUUGCCGGCAGCGUCAUGAUAUUUAAACAACUUAAAAAAUCAAGAAAUAACAUGUUUGAAUCUUCCAUGUAUCUUUUUAUUCAACAGAAACAACAAAGCACACAGAAUAUUCAUG